Molecule: messenger RNA, 2612 nt
Organism: Malus domestica (apple)
Lineage: Eukaryota; Viridiplantae; Streptophyta; Magnoliopsida; Rosales; Rosaceae
Product: CRS2-associated factor 1, chloroplastic-like
Biological process (GO): Group II intron splicing
Molecular function (GO): RNA binding
Source: RefSeq, a predicted model, not a curated record
AACCCUUAAACCUCUCCCUCUCUCUCUCUCUCUCUCUCUCUCUCUCUCUCUCAAAUCUUCCCUGCAAAACUCAAACUUUGAAACCCUAUACUAUCAGCUCCUGGGACGUCGUUUACACUGAUUUGCAUCCAAAAACCCAGCAAAAUGACACUUUUCUGCUAAAAGUGUGAGGCUUUCGGCUUCAAUUUGAGCAACCCAGCAAGAAAUGGCGCUAAAUUUGCCCACUUCCUGUCCCAUUUUCGCGCCACUAUUGAACCCGAGCCCGACCCACAACAACCCGAAUCAGCACCGCCCUCCAACGGAGGUCCGGUUCGCUCGGUGGAACAACGCCAACGCCGAGAAAUUCAACCAGCGCCGGAGGGCCCAGCAAGAAAUCGAGGACGACAUUCGCCGGGAGCGCAGAUUCGAGUCCGCCACCAGAAUUGCCACUCUUUCCGACUCUGCCACUGACACCACCGCCGCCGCGGCCAACGCCACCACAAGUAGUGAAACAUAUAAAUCCAUCGGCACGCCGUCGUAUCCCUCGAGCCCUUCAAUCCCAGGCAAGAAAUCCAAGUACUCUAAAAACCCUAACCCUACCGAUUCGCACCCCGCAUUCCGCCGAGUCAUACGACCCACGAAGCUCUCGAAAAUCCCGAGGGAGAAAAAACCGGCAGUCGACAGAAAAGCCGACAUUUCCAUCGGCGACGAUGGGCUUUCUUACGUCAUCGACGGAGCCCCGUUUGAAUUCAAGUACAGCUACACCGAGACCCCUAAAAUCAAGCCCAUUAAGCUCCGGGAACCGCCGUUCACGCCAUUCGGGCCCACCACGAUGGACCGGCCAUGGACGGGUCGGGCCCCAUUGCCGGCGAGCAAGAAGAAAUUGAAGGAAUUCGACUCGUUCCAGCUGCCUCCGCCGCACAAGAAGGGGGUUAAGCCGGUGCAAUCUCCGGGUCCGUAUUUGCCCGGAUCGGGUCCUAAGUAUGUGAAGUCCAGGGAGGAGAUUUUGGGAGAUCCCCUGACGGUUGAGGAAGUUAAGGAGUUAGUUAAAGGGUGCAUCAAAACCAAGAGGCAGUUGAAUAUGGGUAGAGAUGGUUUGACUCACAACAUGUUGGAUAACAUACAUGCUCACUGGAAGCGCCGGAGAGUGUGCAAGAUUAAAUGCAAAGGAGUUUGUACAGUCGACAUGGAGAAUGUGUGCGAGCAAUUAGAGGAAAGAACUGGAGGGAAGAUCAUUUACAGGAAAGGUGGAGUGAUAUACCUUUUCCGAGGCAGAAACUACAACUAUAAAACUCGUCCUAAGUUUCCUCUAAUGCUUUGGAGACCUAUCACUCCUGUAUAUCCUAGACUGAUUCAGCAGGCUCCUGAGGGUCUAACAGUAGAAGCAGCAUCUGAGAUGCGUAAGAAGGGACGGAAUCUGAUACCAAUAUGCAAGCUAGGGAAAAAUGGUGUAUACUCUGAAUUGGUAAAAAAUGUCAGAGAGGCCUUUGAAGAGUGUGAGCUAGUGCGAAUAAAUUGUCAGGGGAUGAACGCGAGUGACUACCGAAAAAUAGGUGGUAAACUAAAGGAUCUUGUCCCUUGUGUGUUAAUGUCAUUUGAACUUGAGCACAUUCUUUUGUGGAGAGGACGGGAAUGGAAGUCUUCUCUUCCAAAUCCAGAGAAUGAUCUCAAGGAAGUCAAAGAGUCUGAUGUAGAUUGUUCAACUUCAAUUGCAUCAACAUCGUGUGCUUCUGAAGUUGUGGGUGCAGAGGGAAGUGAGGAUCUCUCGCCAUCACAAUAUGUUGGGCCACGUGCCACAGUUGAUGGGGUUUCUACCGUUGGAGGAACCUCUGAAACUGAACCCAUUUCAGAUGUUGAAGGCUAUAUAAACAAUGAAUCAGAAGCUAAAAUGACUGCUGAUAACAGCUCAACCAUACCAGACAAUAUCCACUAUGCUGCUGAUAAGUCAAAAACUAUGCCCCAUACAUCUGAAAUGGAGCCCAUGUUGGCUAAUGCAGGCUGUGAUGAUGAAGCAUCACCAACCGCAGUAAUGGGCUCUGAGGCCAUCGCAAUGCCUAUUGGAAACUCUGAAACAAAGUUGGAGUCCAUCACGGCAGGUUCUGGAAGCAACGAGAAUCCAGAAGAUGGUUCAUUAGGCACAGAAAUUCUUAGUGAGCCAGCAAAGCUGAGUGCACCUUGUAUAGAGAAUGUGCUGUUACUCUUGAAUGAAGCUGUUGAUAGUGGGAGUGCACUUAUUUUAGACGAGUCAUCGCUGAAUGCCGACAUUAUUUAUCAACGGGCAGUUGCCUUCGCACAGUCUGCUCCCCCUGGCCCCGUGUUUAAGCAUCAACGACCCAAGAAGGUAGCAGUUCUAAAGAGAGUAAAGGUUGUGAAGCAAGAUGCCGGGGAUCCAGAAGUGAAAGAGAUAACAGUUUCUGCGGAGAGAGAAAGUGAGAAGAUUCAGAAGGGUAGUAAAGUUAAAAGAAUAAGAGAUUUUGGUGAAAAUCUAGUAGAUAACGUUGUGCCACAGGGAAGUUUGAGAGUUGAUGAACUUGCUAAGCUAUUAGCAUGAAGUUCCUGAGAUCUAUUUAUGAAUGUUAACACAGUUUUUGGUGAUACAAUAUGACACAUUAUCCUACAUGACUUCCUCUCCA